Suillus clintonianus is the source of this 799-nucleotide messenger RNA. RefSeq lists its product as uncharacterized. Lineage: Eukaryota; Fungi; Basidiomycota; Agaricomycetes; Boletales; Suillaceae. The transcript has 5 exons. The coding region runs from base 203 to 658 and encodes 151 amino acids. The record is from RefSeq and is a predicted model, not a curated record.
UGUCUUAAUUCAAUAAGCAGCCUGCAUAGGUCGUAACAGUUUAUACACCAAGUCGCGUUUACUAGUUCACAAACUUGAUAACUACAGGUAUGCAUCGAAGUACUACUGGUGCUCUUGAACCUCUGAUCACUUGGUCGCGGUAGCCAUAUAACAUCUGGCUUCUUCGUGCCAUCAACAAGUCUACUGAACUUUGUUAAGGAGAAUGCCAACUUUGCCAAGCAAGAAGGGUGAUUGUCCUCUGUCGUUGGAAGCCAGGGCGAGAAUUGUGUUUGCCGCUUCUCGGGCAGAAAACGCCAAACUCGUUGAAGAAGUUGAUGCUCAUAUAAAUGCUGCGCAUGCCACCCUGGCCCGUAUCAAAGAGCAGCACGAAGCGAAUCGGACCGACCUGUCAGCGCGACUCCAGGCCGAUGAAGAGAAGAUUCACGCAUUGUGUACAGCGUACUUUCCGUUGCUCGAUGACGUCGUUCACCAACGCAUGCAAAGUACAGAUACGAUGAAGGCUAUAGUGCAAACAUCGGAAGUGGAAACGCGCAAAUCACGAAAGAGGCUGAUGGAGAAGACAAAGGCACGCCUUGACGAUGCACGAGAAAGGCACAAGCUCGCUAUGGAUGCCUCAGAACUCGUGAAACAUUACAAAGCACUCGUCCUUGCGCUGUAAAUAUGAUUGUCGAAUGCUUUCCGGUUACGUUCUCAGUUUUUGUCCAUUCUCUGUAAUUCGCACACGUUUGUAGCAUGGCCUUGUAUCAAUAAAUCAAAUUGUAUGGUCUUGAUCGGUCAACCUAUUUCUAUAACAUGGUCA